Molecule: messenger RNA, 1713 nt
Organism: Sinocyclocheilus anshuiensis
Lineage: Eukaryota; Metazoa; Chordata; Actinopteri; Cypriniformes; Cyprinidae
Product: sorting nexin-24-like
Exons: 7
Coding region: 242-760 (172 amino acids)
Molecular function (GO): phosphatidylinositol phosphate binding
Source: RefSeq, a predicted model, not a curated record
CGCCGGGCUAAUGGUGUAUUUCCCGGUCAGAACGACAGGGGGCAGCAUUGCAUCCGCAGACUCACCGCUGAACCUCCUGCGUGCGAUGGAGAAGAAGCGCGUGGAAUAUUUUCAAUUCUUCUCAUGUCAGGCGCUCAGUGAACUUGACAACCAUUAAAAUUACAGUGAAGGACCCACCAGAAAUCUCGUAGAGUUAUUUGAGCUGUCGUGCCACAUAAUAACGGAUAUAUCUUGCCGGAUCAUGCAUCCUAUAGAAGUGUCGAUCCCGUCUUUUCGAUCGGAGGGCAGUAACGUGGAGAAGGGCUACACGGUUUUUAAGAUCGAGGUGCUCAUGUGUGGUAGACAGCAUACUGUUGAGAAACGAUACAGUGAAUUUUACACUCUACAUAAAAUGCUUAAAAAGAUAAUUAAACCUCCAGAAAUCCCUUCGAAGCAUGUGAGGAACUGGGUGCCCAAGGUUCUUGAUCAGAGGAGACAGGGACUCGAGCUCUAUCUCCAGACUAUAAUCAUGGAAAAUGAGGUUCUUCCAAAGAUAUUCUUGGAUUUCCUCAAUAUCCGCCAUUUCCCGUCACUGCCGAAAACUGAGAGUUGCGGAUCAUUUGAAACUGAAUCCGAGGAAUCAAGUAAACUGACACAUCAACCAGCACUUCUCUUCCUGAGGGAUCCCUAUCUGCUGCCUACCACCAAUGAUACAUUUUCAAAUAUGGUUAUUGAAGGUGUGAUUCGUGGAAUAUUUUACCCAGACUUCCAGCCGAGGUAGAUCUCAGCACUACGGAUGACGUCACAUCAAGUUCACGGAUAAAAAGGGAUCGGUAUUACCAACACUAAAUCACACAGCACCAGUUUAACAGACUCCGUCAUUACAGCCUUAAGAGUGUAGUUUGGCAUCAGCACUAAUUUGUUUUUGUGUCCUGUAUUUGCAGGAAUUGAGAUUUUAGUUGGUCACAAAGUAAACAUUCAUAUCAAGGUUUCGUUUAAGUACCUCCGCAUGUAUUUGCACAUCUGUCCUCAUGUCAUAUGUGAGAUCAGAAGGAUGUCUGAUCCACUGACUGUGUGUUUCUCCAAGUGAGGUGACUUGUGAAAUAAGAUGUUGGAAAAGCCUUGAACUGAACCUUUUCAUUGUUAUGUUAUUGUAUGAACGUUAUUUUCAUUCUUUGUUUUUGAUGUGGCAAUUAUUGAUUACCAGCCAAAUUAGCAAAAAGGGAAGUACUGAAUGAAUCAAACCAGUGUAAAGCCAGUCUUACGUCAUGUUACAGCCCAAAACUGUGAAAAAGAGCUGUUGUUUAAAGUAAAAAACUUGCAUUCUCCACUGUUAACCUGCAGCUAAGUAAACCAUUUUCAGUGGAUUCUCUUCUUUGAAAAUGCAGUUUAGUCUGGACUAAUGUUAGUCUAAUAUUUUUAGAAACUUCACUGAGUAGUAAGAGUGCAUGAACACUAGUUGUAACAGUUUUUCACUACUGUUGGAAGUAGUAAAGAAGAUAAUGCAGUUUGAGAAGUUUAACCUGUUUAAAUGUUAUAAAGCUGAUUUGUUAUGUACCAUUUCAAGCAGUUCUAGAAUUGUUUUCAUUUAGAUGUCUUAAUUCUGCAUAUGGACAAUGUGCCAUUCCAUUAUGUGUGUGUUAUUGUUAACACUUUGGAUUCUCAUGCACUUUAACAAGGGUGAAAAGAUCAGUUGUAAAUGAAUAUCAUUUUAAACCUGACAGCAAUAAAACA